AGUCUUACGAGGCCAUCCGGCCAAUUUAAUCGGAUAUAACUUUUUUUUGCCAUUUACAAAUUUGUGUUGUUUAAAGAGAUAUUUGGAAAUUCAUUUUUUUGGGUUAUAAAUCUUAUUGGUUAAUCCAAAAAGAGAGAGAGAAAUAAGCUGAAAAAUAGACGCCUAGAGUGAUUAUAGCUAUUUAGUAAAAAGAAAAAGGAAACAAUAAACGAAUCGAGAACUUGGAACGAUUCAAUUCACGCUUUCCGCCAGUCACGCUCCGUCGAUAUGUUCCUGUUUGUAUAUCGGAAUAUUGACGACGCCGGCGACGCCUUUUGAAAACGGAGCGUUUUUUUUUUUAGUUACAAAUUAACAAGAGAAGCGUCGCUGGUAUGCGUAUGCUUUAUAUAUUACUACUACUUUCAAGCCUGAUAGUGGUUUCGGAUGGAGCUCUGUGGUCUGGACGCAAAUGUUGUGAGCUAUUCAUUAGCAAAUCAUGCAGAAGAUCUUGCGAGCAGGCAAAAUCCAGAUUGAAUAUAGAUCCCAAGUGCUUUCGCGACGAGGAUUACAAGCCUUUCGAAGAUUGUUUAAAAAGAGGCGAAGGAUCAAAAAAAUGCUGUAAUCAGAGAAGCAUCCGAAGAAAAUGUAAGCAGAUUUGUAAGAGAACGUUCGUCACCCAAUAUCCGUCCGCUGAAGAACUACUGCAAGUUCAAUCGUCUUGCGAAGAGAACGUCUCCGAUUGCGUCGAUCGAUUCUUUGUAAACGGACCAAAGCCUAUCCAGAAUUCGAAUUUUAGCGCCUGCUGCGAUGAGGGAGAAUCGGUCGAAUGCCAGCUAAGUUGCAGACGAAUUCUAUCGACAGUUAACAAUCACGAAUUAGCCCUGGAAAGUAUUAGUAAAAAAUGCGGACCAUCGAGCUUUGAUAACAAACUGUGGCUUUGCUUUUAUAAGAGAACGGCCAAAAGGAGAGGUUAUCAAUUGCCUAUAGAUGGCGCUUUGCUUCAAUGCUGUCAAAAAGCCGAAAGUAAAGAUUGCUUGAAACGAUGCAGGGAGAAUUACGAUAAGAAUUAUUUUAAUUUUAACGAAUUCGAUAGUAUAUGCCUACACGGAACUGAAUUGGGUAGGUGUAUCGAAAACGUCGAAAGGCCCUGUAGGGGUGGGUGCAAAAAGUUAGAGUUCUGCUCAAAUUUCAUUGGUAGACCCGAUGAAAGUUUCCAGAAUUGUUCUCCGCGUGGUGAUGCGGCUGCUGAACAGAUUAUGAGGGAAUUACUGUCCGGAGGCAAUACGGGUAAACCUAAAAAGAUAAACGAGGCCUAUGUUAACAUCCUUAAGGGAUGCCCUUACGAUAUACAAAAAGCUACCGUGUGCGCAAUGAGUAUCAAACCGUGCAAAAGGUAUUCACCGUCGGAGAAACUUUGUAGAUACGAUUGCAGGAGAAUAUUGCAUGAAUGCAGCAGUCGUUCAGGCGAAAUGAACAUUGAGGCAAUGUGCGAUCUAGUUUCGCCAACCGACCCGAAAGAACCUUGUUUUUCUGUACUUAAAUAUGCAAAAGAGAGUAUUUUUACAUCUUCUAUCUCUCAAUAUUCAACGUUUACAUCGGUCAGUCAACCCUGUUCGGAACGUACUUGUUCGGAGAUUAAUGAAAUAUGCGUAUUAAAUAAGAGGCAUUGUAGAGAUUCCAAUUGCGACAAGUUUAAAUGUCUGAAAUCUUGCGGAGUCGGUCAAUCAUCAAUAAUUCAAGUACCUCACAAGUCGUUAGUAAGCAUUCCAGAUUUUAGCUCGAACAAGGAUUGCUGGAGGUUAUGCAGCUGUUCGAAAAACGGUCGAUUAGAAGAUUGUUCAGAGGCUGUAUGUCCGGAAGUCGGCUUUUGUUGGUACAAUGGGUCGUCAAGGCGUCACGGCGUCUCUUUUGAGGAUGAUUGUAGGACGUGUGUCUGCUUCGAUAAACGAGUUGUUUGUACAGGACAAACAUGCCGAAAUUACUGUCCCGCUCUUUAUAACCCCUAUUGCGCGUAUAAAGUGGGUCGAAAUUUCGUUAAUGAAUGCUAUGCAAAAAAGGCCGGCUUCGGCAAAAACGAACUCAGAAGAGGACGUUGCGGAACCAAAAAUCCGUGUUAUAAUGCCAUCUGUGAGACUGUCUAUCACAGUAAGUGCAUGCCUCAACGCCAAACGUGUUUAACUGAGGUCAAUUGCCGUCAGCAUCGUUGCGAGGUAAUUGAUCCAGUCACCUGCGCCCAAAGUUACAAAGACCCCGUUUGCGAUACCAACCAACGCCAACACAAUAACAUAUGCCGGAUGUGGGAAAAGAAGGCAAAAUUAUCGCAUUUUGGCUCCUGUCACAGGCAAUGCAUGUCCAACGGAACUGUCUGCGGACAGAAUGGGGAAACCUAUCCGAGCGAAUGCUUAGCCUGGUCUUUCGGAGUAGCCGUUGAUUAUCAGGGUAGCUGUCGUGUGAUACCUUUUACAGUGGAGGACACCGGAAAGGACCGUUGCGUCGAUGUCAGAUGCCAGAUAACUGAUUGGAAAAAUUUUUGCCAACCGAUAACACUGCCGGGUUUGUGUUGCCCCGUCUGCGGUGGAACGAUAACAGCUAUCUAUAGUCCAACUGCGGCCGAUAAGGUCGCCCAGGUCAGCGGUUCAUACCUGUCAACUUUUAACCUAACACAGAUCCUACGUAAUCAAUUAACUGUAGACGAAUGCGAGUUAUUCACCUAUAUCAGCCAGGAUAAUCGCCUUGUAUUUACGGUCCUACCAGUUGCUCGACCUUUAACAGCCCUCAGGGCUAAGGCUUGCGUAGGUCAGGCUGUAAUGAUCGGCAGUAUGCUAUCCUCCCGCCAUCCUGCAUUAUAUUCCUACGCCGCUAUUUCAAUUAUCAUACAAGCGGAGACAAAAACUGCUCAAGUAUUCGAAUCUGGUCAGGCAAAUGCACAGUCUGAUAAAUAUCUCCUAGCACUUACAAUCAUCCUUAUAAAUAGCCUCUUCACUGUUCAAACAGUAUUCUAAAUUGAACAAACUUUUUAUUCAAUACAAACUAAUACAUUUGUUCUUUUUUAUACUUUGUUCAUUUACUGUUUUUUUUUUGGUUUGUUUUUAACCAUUUCCAAAGGUGCAUAUUGUUGUUUUUUUUUUUGUUGUAUAUCUUCAAUUCUUAACUUAAAUGAAACUCUUUUUCUUUUUCAAAACGAAAGUACAAUACAAACUUUAACUAUCUCUUUUCUCUUUUAUACAUACUGUAUAUAGUAUAUAUACACAUUGAAUAAGACAAAAUACAUUGCAUAAUAUUAAUAAUAAACUGUAUUACAAACUUUCUUUAUCUAUUUGUCUUUCUCUAUAAUUGAAUUUUUUAUAUUGUAUGCACUAUUAUACGCCUUGUUCCCUCAAUCAUCUCGGAUGGAAAGUUAUUUUUAGACUUCUCUCUUCAUUCGUUUCCUUCAUUCAAUUUAUUUUUUGAAUAUUCAUUGACAAAACAGAUUUUUGUUGAUUGUUAUAGCAGAAUGAUUACCAACACCUUGAUUAUUUUUGUUUUAAUAGUCUCUAAAUAGGAGUUAAAUACCCGUAUUAACAUUAUUACGUAAUAUUUAUCUUGUGUUAUCGCUAGUCCUUUAUUUU
Molecule: messenger RNA, 3587 nt
Organism: Dimorphilus gyrociliatus
Lineage: Eukaryota; Metazoa; Annelida; Polychaeta; Dinophilidae
Source: the annotation of a GenBank genome assembly